CACUGCGUCGGGAGGAGCUGCGUCUUAAGAGUGCAGUCAUGCUGACUCGUCGGGUCUUGAAAUGGUUGCUAGCGACCCUGGCCGCAAGUAUCAUAGCCAGCGCGCACGCCAGUGACUCUUCAAGCUUAGAGAGCCCGAGUGCAGCGGCAGUCAAUCCAACGCCAUCAAAUCCAUUGGCAAGACUAGAAAAGUUGCGGAAAAAACGAAUGAGAAAAAAACUAGAUGCGGACGAACCUCAUGAUAUUUCUGAGACACGCCCAUUUCAAAACGAAAAACGUCUUCUAAACAAACGAAAAGGGGGGUUUAGAGAUCAUAAAUCACACGAGUCCCCCAACGAUAUCAACGAACGACCUCUCGGAAUUGAGGGACAGGCUGAAACUUAUCCUCUAACCGAUGUGGCUUUUGGAAAAACAGAAAACAUUGACGAACUACCGAACGAUGAUUUGCUUCUAAAAUCUGAUUUAUCGCAGUCUUCUGAUCGACGACGCAGGCUAAAGUUCAGAGGAGUUUCGAGUCACGAACGAACAGAUGGAAGAAAAGGAACUGUGUCUGUUCAACCUAUCGUAGACCCGCACAACAGAAAACGGCCACUCACGCAUCGACGGUCUACAAAACCGAACUUGCAAUCCCAUUCAGUGUCUCCAGUACCGACCCGACCACAACGUAAACGAAGGAUUGUGCGUAAGAAAGAAUCAGUAACCGAGGAACUACACCCCAAUGUUGGCGUAAACUCGCAUCGACUGCUGCUCGAAGGUUUGGAAGAAGAGCUGCGUGCUGAGCACGGAGCACCGACGAGGUCCACUUGGCAUCACUCGACGCCGGCGGCAACUCUGACUGCUCCUCAGUUGGUUACCUUGCCCUUUGUUGAACAAGACUUUGCGCCUUUCGAGAAAUCGUUUUCAGGAGCAAGUGAUCUGCAUUUCCACCCUCUGCUUUCUUCCAUUUCACCACUCCCUCAUCCGGUGAAUGACUUUUUUCCGAGGCAUGGGCCCCACUUGAGCAACCCGGUCCUCGUUCCUUCGGCCAAGUCUUUGUCACCACCGCUUCCAUCGGGAAGUACACCUGGUCACGGCCCACCUCCGCCUCCUCCACUCCCUCCAGCUGUUCCCCUUCAUCCCCCAGGCCUUCCCCUACCUCCUCCAGGUUUGCCAGGGAAACGUACUCCCCCUCCUCUGUUCCGGCACCACACGGAGAUCAAGCAGCUGUCGGGGGGCAAGAGUCUACAGAAGCCUGCACCCGAGCACUACUACGACGACCGCGGCAAGGAGAAGGCUAAGAAAUUAUUCAACGAAAAAUAUCCGAGAUUCAAACCAAUAAGAGUCAAGAAAAAGCGAGGAAAAUCUUCUUUCAACGGCAAGAAUCGGUGUUUCAUCCACCCGCUGGCAAGGGACUUACCAAGAAGUUCCAGGUGCCAUCCGCACAGAAGCGGGAAAUCCAGAAGUUCGAGGAAACAAAAACUGAGAAAAUCGUUCCCCUUCCCCGGAGCUCCGCCGGUACCAUUGCCCCAUGCCCUAGUACCAGGACACCACAGGGCCCAUGGGUACGUGAGUGUGUACGCCGCCGUACCCAAUGACCUCUUUCCCAUUCACAGCCGCGAGUUCCGAGCAAAACAUUCAGAAUAUUGGAAAUCUUUUUACGGUCGCGCUAAUCGAUACUAACGAUUCAUUCCUUUGAGAUGCAAAAACCAUCCAAAUUAAAAACUAAUUCGUCUAUGACUUUGUACACUGUUGCAUACGAUCCACACAAACACGAUGGUUUGUGCGGAUAAAACGAGAAAAGAAAAAUAAAUUGCCGGAUAUAUCUAUAGCAUGUG
Molecule: messenger RNA, 1813 nt
Organism: Hyalella azteca
Lineage: Eukaryota; Metazoa; Arthropoda; Malacostraca; Amphipoda; Hyalellidae
Product: actin cytoskeleton-regulatory complex protein PAN1
Exons: 4
Coding region: 39-1658 (539 amino acids)
Source: RefSeq, a predicted model, not a curated record